This is a messenger RNA of Catharus ustulatus (Swainson's thrush), 1922 nucleotides long. It is a transcript of the gene SLC18A1, whose product is annotated as solute carrier family 18 member A1. Gene Ontology annotation, molecular function: xenobiotic transmembrane transporter activity; serotonin:sodium:chloride symporter activity. Gene Ontology annotation, biological process: xenobiotic transport; aminergic neurotransmitter loading into synaptic vesicle; transmembrane transport. Gene Ontology annotation, cellular component: terminal bouton; synaptic vesicle membrane. The record is from RefSeq and is a predicted model, not a curated record. The transcript is spliced from 15 exons. NCBI's taxonomy places the organism in Eukaryota, Metazoa, Chordata, Aves, Passeriformes, Turdidae. The coding region runs from base 1 to 1557 and encodes 518 amino acids.
AUGUCCCCAGCCAGGUCCUGGCUGGCCUCGGGCAGGGCCUCGCCCAGGCUGGUGCUGGCCGUGGUGUUCGUGGCUCUGCUGCUGGACAACGUCCUGCUCACCGUCGUGGUACCCAUCGUCCCCACCUUCCUCUACACGACCGAGUACGAAGCUGCCAAGAGCUCCGUGAGCCCGGCCCUGCCCGAGCCAACUCCCGCAGCCCCCGGGGCUCCUCCUCUCCCCGGUUCUGACCCCGGCACCGCGCCCGUCCGGGGCUCCAGCAGCGCCGGCAAUGGGACGGGGAGCAGCCCCCCAGGACACCCCCCAGGACACCCCUCCAGGGACCCCCCAGCCCCAUCCAGGGACCCCCCAGCCCCACCCAGGGGCUGCCUGCAGGGUGAGGAGUUCCUGGCGCAGGAGAACACCCGCGUGGGGCUGCUCUUCGCCUCCAAGGCUCUGGUCCAGCUGCUGGUCAACCCCUGGGUGGGUCUGCUGACCAACAGGAUCGGAUACCACAUCCCCAUGUUCCUGGGCUUCACCAUCAUGUUCCUGUCCACAGUGAUGUUUGCUUUCUCAGGCACCUACACCCUGCUGUUCAUCGCCAGAGCCCUCCAAGGCAUCGGCUCCUCCUUCUCCUCGGUGGCAGGCCUGGGGCUGCUGGCCAGCGUGUACCCGGACGAUGCGGAGAGGGGCAGCGCCAUGGGCAUCGCCCUGGGGGGCCUGGCCUUGGGAGUGCUCAUCGGGGCCCCCUUCGGGAGCAUCAUGUACGAAUUUGUGGGCAAAGCUUCGCCCUUCCUGGUCCUGGCCUUCCUCGCCCUCUUGGAUGGAGCCCUGCAGCUGUGCAUCCUGCAGCCCUCCCGCGUGUCCCCGGAGAGCACUAAAGCCACGCCGGUGUCCACGCUGCUGCGAGACCCCUACAUCCUGGUGGCCGCAGGGGCUCUGUGCUUCUCCAACAUGGGUGUGGCCAUGCUGGAGCCCACGCUGCCCAUCUGGAUGCUGCAGACCAUGUGCCCGCCGCAGUGGCAGCUCGGGAUGGCGUUCCUGCCUGCCAGCAUCUCCUACCUCGUUGGCACCAACCUCUUUGGGAUUCUGGCUAACAGGAUGGGCAGGUGGCUGUGCUCCAUGAUUGGGAUGGCUGUGGUGGGAAUCAGCCUCCUCUGUGUGCCUCUGGCCACCAACAUUUACGGGCUGAUCGGCCCCAACGCCGGCCUGGGCUUUGCCAUAGGAAUGGUGGACUCGUCCAUGAUGCCCCUCAUGGGCUACCUGGUGGACCUGCGGCACACCUCAGCCUACGGCACCGUGUACGCCAUCGCCGACGUGGCCUUCUGCAUGGGCUUCGCCGUGGGUCCCUCCACGGGCGGGGCCAUCGUGCGAGCGCUGGGUUUCCCCUGGCUGAUGGCGAUCGUCGGGGCGCUGAACGUGGCGUACGCGCCGCUCUGCUGGCUCCUGCGCAGCCCCCCGGCCAGCGAGGAGAGGAUGGCCAUCCUGAGCCAGGAGCGCCCUGUGCACCCCAAAAGCUACACCCCGAAGGAAGCCCAGCAGGAAUUCCCCCUCACAGAGGCAGAAAACGUGGAAUAGGCAGGACAAGGAACGCGUGUCCUGCUUUGGAAUUUUAGUUAUGGUUACAGAGCAGACACGGCCUCCCCCCGACUCGUGGGAGGCCGAAUUUCUUCCCCAACCACCAGGAUUUGGAGGCUCCAUUCAUUUGGUGGAACUUGAGCAUGGAAUCAGCUGGCAUAAAGAUGUCACUGCAAUGUCCCCGCUCCUCUGAGGACACUAAAAAAUGUUUAUUUGUGUCUUGGUGUAGUCUGAUGUAUUGUGCUGUGUCUGUGCUACUCGGAGCUGCUCGUGUGUCCUUCCCAACAUAUAUUAAAUGAAUUUAUUCGUUUGAAGAGCUCUAAAUAAACUGAGGUGGGAGUAAGGUUUAGACUCAGGCGACAAAG